This is a messenger RNA of Falco peregrinus (peregrine falcon), 11475 nucleotides long. RefSeq names its product striatin (gene STRN). The transcript has 19 exons. Lineage: Eukaryota; Metazoa; Chordata; Aves; Falconiformes; Falconidae. Bases 126 to 2624 code for a protein of 832 amino acids. Gene Ontology annotation, cellular component: dendrite. The record is from RefSeq and is a predicted model, not a curated record. Gene Ontology annotation, molecular function: protein phosphatase 2A binding; calmodulin binding; armadillo repeat domain binding.
UGUCAGGCGGUGACGGCGGGCGGGACGCGCCCAGGUUGUUGCUGCUGCCGGGACGCGGCUGGGUGCGGGCGGCGGCUCGCGGAGGGGGCGGCGGCGGCGGGGAGCGCGGCGGACCCGGCCCGGCCAUGGACGAGCAAGCGGGUCCCGGCGUUUUCUUCAGCAACAACAACAACAACAACGCUCUGCUUCUGCCGCCGCCGGCGGGCGGGCCGGGGCUGGAGCCGGGCGAGGCGGCGGCGGCAGCGGCCGCUGCGGCGGCGGCGGGAGGCGCCGGCGGCGGCGGGGGGGUCUCGGCCUCCGGAGCCGCCGCACCGGUGUCGGCGGCCCGGGCUCAGUACAGCGUGCCGGGCAUCCUGCAUUUCCUGCAGCACGAGUGGGGCCGCUUCGAGGCGGAGCGCGCCGAGUGGGAGGCGGAGCGGGCGGAGCUGCAGGCCCAGAUCGCCUUUCUUCAAGGUGAAAGGAAAGGACAAGAAAAUCUGAAGAAGGAUCUAGUGCGAAGAAUCAAAAUGCUGGAAUAUGCGCUUAAACAGGAAAGAGCUAAAUAUCACAAAUUAAAAUAUGGCACAGAAUUGAAUCAGGGAGAUAUGAAGCCACCAAACUAUGAUUCCGAUGAAGGGAAUGAGACAGAGAUUCAGCCAGAACAAAACAGUCAGCUAAUAUGGAAACAAGGACGACAGCUGCUAAGACAGUAUCUGCAAGAAGUGGGCUACACUGACACGAUACUGGAUGUGAAGUCAAAACGAGUACGAGCUUUAUUGGGCCUCUCGAGUGAUGCUUCAGAGAAGGAAAACAGAAAUCAAGAGCCAAUGGUAAAUGGCACAGAAGGCCAGAUUAAAGAAAACGCAAUGAUUGGGAAACCUGAAUUGACUGACUCUGCCUCUCUGCUAGAGACCUUCAAGUUUCUUGAAAAUGCAGCUGCAGACUUUAGUGAUGAGGAAGAUGAGGAAGAUAUUGAAGGAAGAGAGAAAACAAUCAUUGAUACCGCAACAAUUGUAAGAAAAAGAGUGCUAUCUGACAGCAGUGAAGACAGAGACACAGAAGAAGCUUUGAAAGAGUUUGACUUUUUGGUUACCUCAGAUGAAGGUGAUGGGGAAUCAAGAAGUUCAGGAGAUGGAACAGACUGGGAAAAGGAAGACCAGUGUCUCAUGCCUGAAGCUUGGAAUGUCGACCAGGGAGUAAUAACCAAACUCAAGGAACAAUACAAAAAGGAGCGCAAGGGGAAAAAGGGGGUGAAGAGAAAAACUACGGAAGAUAUGUUUCAGCCUCAAUCCUAUAUAAAACAGUCAAAACAGGGAUGUGGGAAAAUGAUGGAGCAAAGCACAGGGCCCAACAGGUCAAAGCUGCAAGAUAUGCUUGCAAACUUGAGAGAUGUUGAUGACCUUCCUUCAUUACAGCCAUCUGUUGCACCUUCUUCUAGGCCCAGUAGCUCAAGGCUCAUUGAACAUGAGAUAAACAGGACGGAUGAAGUGGAAGCUUUAACAUUCCCUCCUUCUUCAGGGAAAUCUUUCAUUAUGGGAACAGAUGAAGCUCUUGAAAAUGAGCUGGGUCUUGGAGAACUGGCAGGCCUUACAGUAGCCAAUGAGGCAGAUUCGCUGACUUAUGAUAUAGGAAACAAUAAGGAUGCAUUGAGAAAGACUUGGAACCCCAAAUUCACAUUAAGAAGUCACUUUGAUGGAAUAAGAGGUCUCGCUUUUCAUCCAGUUGAACCAGUCUUAAUAACAGCUUCAGAGGACCAUACAUUAAAAAUGUGGAAUUUACAAAAAACAGCCCCAGCAAAAAAGAGUGCUUCUCUUGAUGUAGAGCCAAUAUAUACCUUCAGAGCACAUAAUGGACCAGUGCUCUGUGUGGUGAUGAGCAGUAAUGGUGAACAGUGUUACAGUGGGGGAACGGAUGGCCUCAUCCAUGGCUGGAACACAACCAACCCAAACAUCGACCCCUAUGACUCUUACGAUCCUUCUGUUCUAAGAGGUGCUUUUGUAGGCCAUACGGAUGCAGUAUGGGGUCUGGUUUACAGUGGAGCACACCAGCGUUUGCUGUCCUGUUCAGCAGACGGCACUAUACGUUUGUGGAAAGCUACAGAAAUUGCUCCAGCUCUCAAUAUAUUUAAUGAUAAUCAAGAAAUGGGAAUCCCUUCGUCGGUAGAUCUUGUGAGCAGUGACCCAAGCCUCAUGGUAGCAUCAUUUAACAGUGGACACACUAGCAUUUUUAACAUGGAAACACGGCAACAAAUUCUUACUUUGGAGUCAAGCGUGGAUACUACAGUCAGUUCCUCCUGUCAGAUAAACAAGGUCAUCAGCCAUCCAACUCUUCCAAUUAGUAUCACUGCUCAUGAAGACAGACACAUCAAAUUCUACGACAACAAUACAGGAAAAUUGAUCCACUCCAUGGUAGCUCACUUAGAUGCAGUUACAAGUUUAGCUGUUGAUCCUAAUGGCUUGUAUUUGAUGUCUGGCAGUCAUGACUGUUCCAUUCGCUUGUGGAAUCUUGAAAGCAAGACCUGCAUCCAAGAAUUUACUGCUCAUCGCAAAAAGUUUGAUGAGUCCAUUCAUGAUGUGGCAUUCCACCCCUCCAAAUGUUAUAUUGCCAGUGCAGGAGCAGAUGCCCUGGCUAAGGUGUUUGUAUGACAGAGUGCUUCCCUUUCAACUCUAGCUUUGUAUAUAUUUAACCAGCUGCACAAAAGAGGAGGGCAUGAGUGGUCUUAUCCUGCCCUACAAUUCAGAGAAUGUUUGUAAGUGUUUAGUUUUGCAGGGUGCUGUUUUCUAAAUUGACGUUUGUUCUGGUUUCUGUGAGCUCAGCUGGUGCUGAGAGCUUGGAAUCUCUCAGUUUCAAAUAGUUAAAAAACAAAAGAAAUGCUUUUAUUUCAGAGGGUGUGAAUUUUCGUCCAGGCAGGCCUUGGGUGAAACUAGGUCUAUGUAUUCUCUAUUAAUAAAAUGGAGUACUGGAAAGAAGGGGUCUAAUUGCAUCAGGGAGUAGGAAAAGAGGGAAACUUCCUAGAAUGCUUCUCAUUGAGGAAUCUUAAUGUACUUAAAUCACCUGGAAGAAGUGUCACUUCACAUGCCUACUACUGUGUCAUGCGAGAGGCACUUUGUCAUCCUUUUGGUAUUAAUAAAGUAGAUCUUGUUCAGAGAGCAGUAGCAGAUAGUUAAUCUUAGCCACCUGGCUGCUAGCCUAAGAUACAUGCAAUUAAAGGAAAGCAAAUUACUAAAGUUAAAAUGCAGUAAAGUUUUUGUUACAUCUUCUGUCUUAUACAGUAAAUAUUUAGUUUGCAAAAAACCCCACCAUUUUUAAGAGACUUUAUUAGUGUGUGGCUAGAAGCUGAGCCUUUAGUCUAGUCCCAAUUAACAACAGACUGAAGCAGUCUGUAUGUACUGUAGUAGCAGAUUUAACUUAUUCAGAUUUAUAAUGCUGUUCAUUCUUGAAGAUCUGGCACAAGAAAUUAUCACAAAGCUUUCCAAAGAAGCUGUCCGACAAUUUAACUAUCAAAUGUUCAUCUCCUCUUUCUGUUCCUGCUAAAAAAGGAUAUUAUUCUGGGCAUUAAGGAUAACAGUGAAAUACUUCUUUUGAAGAUUAAACCAAUACCUGAUGCUUUGUAUGAGUCUUGCUAGUGCAAUAGGUUGGAACUAUGCAAAGUUCCAUCAGUCUGAGAGAUUCUGCUAUUUCUAGAGGUAUUUCCCAGCUUCAUCAUUUGCGGGACCUUAACUUGUCUGCUUCACUGGGUAUAUUAUGCCAUUGAUUAGGCUACCUGAAGAAUGAGUGUUUCUUUUAAUUACUCAACAGAUGUGCUUUAUGUGUUAAGAGCUGCUCUGAUUUGAAUGGCAAAGAGCUUUUAAUCCGAUCAUUUAGUCUUUUUUUUCCCUUCUUAAAGGAAGGUGAGUGGAUUCUUUUCUAUUACAUGUCAUCAUCAGAGUUACUACUGCUCAUAAGCCUGAAGUUGGUGUUUUCCUCUAAUGUGAAUGGAAGGCAGGAUUUCUGGUGCUGAUGUGAGUAGGAAAGAACCCAAUGCAACUUGUCCAUAUACCAGCCUGAGGUUAAGACUGGAAACGAUAAAUUAAUCUUUACCUUUAAACUGACACUUUUUAAAAAGGAAUUGUUGGAAGAUACCAACGUAGGGUUUGACUGUGUUGGUUUGAGAGUGGCAUUUGGGGAUGGGACCACAUUUGAAGCUGAUCUCAGAGUUUAAAACAACUUAUGUUAUUUAGAAUAAAAGAUUGACCUAUGCUGUUUGAGCCUACGACGCAUAAUAGUUACUGCUAAAAUAUCCUGGAAUACCUUUUAUUGCUCAGAAUAUUCAGAUACGUCACUUCAUGAUAUUGAUACACAAUAUAUUUCCAUAGAUAAGAUUAGAACUUUCACCAUGAAACAGAUGACUGCAAUAGUAAUUCAGAUUAUUUAGUUUUUAUAAAGUGUUUUGGUUAUGAUAGAAAGGGGGAAACUUGGCUGCAAAACUGAGCAUUCAACUUUGUGAGAGUUCUGUGUACUUGAUUCAUAUUCUUUCAGUGUCAUUAUUUUAUUUCUUUUUGAAGAGGAAAUUACAAAGAUUUAUUUGAAAAGUUCUAAAAGUUAUGUAUAUUAUAUAUGUGUAUAUAUACUGUAAACAUGUAUUAAAUGUGUCUAGUAAGGGAAGACUCCAUGGGUGCAUUUUAAUGUUUUAGUAUUAAGAGUUCUCUUGAGUUUGUGUAUACAAAGGAUAAUGGUGUGAGUAUGAAAUGAAUGUUGUGCUUUUGCUUACACAGUACAAUAUGUAGUUACAGUUGUUUAAAUUGCUGUACAUAAAACUAAUAGGCCAGCAUGCUUGGUUUUAAAGACUGUCGUUCUGAUUACAAUUGGAAUGUAAGAAGUGGCUGUUCAAAUGUGAAUUGAAAGAUGUUUUCUUCUCACUAUUGAGCUCAUGCUCAAACUGAAAAGUGAUUCUUAUUUUUUUUUUUAAGCUGGCAAUAGCUAGAGGAUGAGGUGCCUUUAAAAAACAAAACAAAACUAAUGUAGCCUUACAAAGAGGUUGUGGAGUAUAUAUAUUUUUGUGCUGGUCUUCAUAAUUGAUGUCAAUGUCUUUUUACUGUACUUGCUCACAUAAGUGUAGGACUGCAGGGUAUUGUGCAUGAGCCUGUCAGAUCUUCUGAUCAUCAUUUUAGGAAUUAGGGAUGAAAAAAUUAUUUAGGUUAUCUAGUCCAUCUGCUUGCUAAAGCAGGGUUGUAGACUUGUGCAUUUUAAUAUUGUCUUGGCCAGUGAGGUUUUAUGUAUGUUUUAAACAAUGAGGCUUCCUUUCAAACAUAAUGUCUCACUGACAGGAGGAUUUACAUUAUGUUUGCUAUUUCCUUUUUGUAACUUCACGCCAGUAUUCCAAGCCAUGUUUUGUGCCAUUAUACAUAUUGCUCAUUGUCUUUGUAAUUUGGAACCUGCAUGCAUGCAGUGAUUCUAGCUGUAGCCUCCCUUUUCACUUUCUUCAAACUAUUUUUCUCUCCGCUCUUUUUACACAUUUUUUUUUGUGUUUUGUUUUCAGCUUUUUAGCUCAGUUCUCCAUAACACCCAUAACACCAUUCCACAUACAUGAUUUGUUGGACGUAGCUGAAGGUUAUCUGUUAAAAGUGUGGCUUUUGUUUGGUUGGGGGUUUUUUCCCUCUGUGACGUGAUGCUUUUGUGUAGGAAGACCAAACUUCUGGUCUUCUGGCUACCAUCUCACAAACCUAUAUUGUAUUCCUUUGUUUUUGCCAACUAUUUUAAAAAACUUUGAGCUUUGUUUCUUCUUCACUUUCAAUAUAUUGUGAAGAAUAUGAUUCUUUUGCAGCUAGAUACUGAAUUCCUGUUUCAUAAUUAUCCUGGUUUUAAAAGCUUCAAAGUUUUGAUCUCUGAGGGCACUAAAUUAUUUUUAUUUUUUCCCCUUUUAUGUGCAGUUUUUCCUGGUUCAAUGUAAUUGGUAACUUUCAUGAAUAUGAUAUGUACAUCUGUUGAAGAUGUAAGCAAAACUGGACCUAAAGCUUCUUAUUGCAAAAAAAGCAUGUUUGCGCAACAUCAGUAUAUGGCAUUUUACCAUUACUGUUUUUCCCGUAUCUAAUUUACAUGGUACACUUUUAAAUGGUUAACUCAUAUAAUUUUUUUGUAUAUGUUAGCGUGUGCUGCUGAUUUUGGUUUUACUAACUAAUUUAAUGGGAGAAUUUUCAGACCUUCUGUAUGUUGAAAAUCGGUCUGCUAGGUUUAAAUAGUCUCAUUUUAUUUACUGUGCUGUUUGCUUUCAUAUAUUUGAUUCAGUUACCAAAAUGCUUGCACAAAAUUAUUUGAAGUAGCCUGGAAGAAGCUCUAGAUGUAAUUAUAUUGUGGAAAACAUUCUCUUCACUCUUACAACAUUCUCAUGUCUGCAUUUAUUUUUGUGCCUCAAUGAGAAAACUUUUGUCAUACCAUGUAAAAGAUUUUAUUACUUGUAAGAGAUCACCCAUUGAAUAUUUUGGGAUCUCAUUCACCUUCAUUUUGAUCAAAUAUGUUCUUUAGCAAGAAAUGUCUAGAACUACAUGCCACAUACUGUAGGUUAUGGGGUUUUUUUCGGCGGUAUAUUUUCAAGUAACAUUAUGUUAAAGCAGUCCCGUAUGUAAUGCGUUUUGAGUAAGUGUGUGAUGUUCACUGUACAGCUUUGUGAUUAGGUCAUAUAGCACCAUUUUGCAGUUGUGCAUUUAAAGAAACCAGAAACUUGUCCUUUUGAAUAAAUCUGUAAGAGAUAAAGGACAUAGUUACACGACCUUUUUCACUACACCUGUUUGAUCACAGAUGUGUGCCCUUUCGCCCCUUCCUUCUUUGCAUUUUAAUGCUGUAAUGUUGGGGAGCAGCAUAAUUCCAUAAACUGAUGUGUCAUUUGAGCAAUGUUUGAUUGGCAGAAGCAUUAGUCGAUCCCAAAGGAAACAAAAAUUUUAAGAUGGGCAGAACUAUUAGAUAUGCAAGUUUGGGAUUUUUUUUUUUUUUAAUGCCUUUCAAAAUGUGCGUUUGGACACGUUUGCAGGCUGUGGUUUGGCAGUGUCUUUGCAGACUGUCCUAGGGAGCCUACUUAACACCUGUGUGAAAUACCUAGUAAACCUGGUAAAGCCUAGCAAUGUGGGUUGAGUUGAGGAAGAAAAACGAGCCAUUGUGGUUAUCCCUGUGAGGGACCGUAGCAGUGUUCUUCUUGGAGUCCUCUUUGCUGAAAGCAUCAGGCUUGCAGUCUAAGGAGUAAUUCCUACAGCAUGGGAGGAUCUGCAAACGAGAUUAUUUGUAGGCAGUGGUCAUUUGGAUUGUGUGCUGAACAGUGAGGGAAGCAGGGAGACCAUUUGCUGAACUCUGUAGGAGAUAGAUGGUAGGUUAAAUGGCCAGAACCGAUGUGCCCUCCAUGUGACUGUUGUUAUCACAGGAGAAUUUGGCUGGGGAGCAGUGCAGAGUUUAGCCUGAUGGUAUUGCAAAGGACAACAUUAAAAGGUUAGAGUAGCAAGUGUGGUGAGGCUUUCCCAUAAUGAUUCUUCAGAUUUAUUCAUUGAUCCAUUCGGUGCAGGUUAUAUGAAGGAUAAAAUCUAGAAUCCAUUCGGAUUCCAAAUUGUGCACUUGUGUCAAAGUAAAGAACAAAGUGGAGAUUGUUCAGAUUUUGAAAUUGUGUCACUUUAGAUGAGGACAUGGCAAAAGAUUUGUAAUAGCAUAUUACUUAAACUCUAGGAACUCUUCUAGUAACGUAGUCUUCAUGUUGGGGACCUAGUUAUAUGACCGUAAGUUCCUCGGACACUGUAGUGGUACUACUCUUUUGCUUCUAGAUAAACAGUUAUUUAAAAACAAAAUUGCAGGACUAAGGCUUUGUUUCAUGAUGUUCAUUAAUAUUGAACCAAAGUCAAAAAUUUGGGAAGCAGAGUAGAAUUUCAGGCUUGUUUCUCGUUUUUAUUAUCUUUUUUUUCCCCCUUCAGUCAUAAUCUGCAUAUUUAAUAUGUAUUACAUACAGUGUCAUCUGUAUGAUUCACUUCACAUUAAAUAGCCCAUUCUAUAAAAAAUGAUCCUUCAGUACUUUCUCACACAAAUGGGAUGUGAAUGGGAUCAGAGGUUCCAGGUAAUUUGUGACUCACUUAGCACAUGUGUCUUUCAGUUUUCUAAUGGAUGAGCUGAUAAGUCAUGAAAGUCAUUGUGAAAACAUGUUGCUGCUUGUAAUACAGCAUCUAAAAACAUUCUGAAAUUUAUGGCUUUGUAGUAGAAAUUGUUUUGGACUACACUGUUAAAGAAUGAAGAAAUCGGAAUAUGAUAGUAAAACACAUAUGGUAAAUCAGUUUGUAUGAGAUGUUGCAGUCUUUGACAUGGUAAUUUGAGUUUUCUUGGGCAUCUGCUGUUUGUGAGCAUCAUAGAGAUGCUUGGCAUAGCUGUUAGUAUUGAGUGACAGAGGCAAAGCAAAGAUUUCCCUGAAAAACCUACUCAGAUGUUUCAGGAAGCUCCCUUUUUCCAUAAGGAUAUGAAGGUGAUGAGAAUAUUUUAUCUAAACCUUACAAUGUAUUCAGUUGAAGGGGGUUACAAUAGGCGAACAGUCUUGAUUCUUGUGUCAUCAGUGUCUUGAAGCUUAGAGACGGCACCGUUACUGAAAUGAAUGGCCUGUAAACUGUUAGUCAAAACCUCCACAAUGUUUCUACUGAGCAGCAGAGAAACUGCUGGAAACCACAGUGUCCAUAUGUCCAGCUAUUGAGGGGGUGUUUUACAAGAAAUAACCCAUAUUGUAAAAGAUAAUAUUAAUAUACGGUAGAACAAAUCAACAAACACCUGGGGAAUGGGGGGGACUAGGAUGACCUUUGUGUAAAUACUCCUUGCUCAGACAAGUGCUCUGGUUCAGCUGAUGGGACUAAUCCCAAGAGGGAGGGUGGCUUUACAUCAGACUUUCCUAAUGAUGACUCUGCCUGCACCUAAUGUUGUUCAGGUUAUCUAUUCUUUUGAUGCUUGUUUAUUAACUUUCCACUUAAAUCCUCCUUUAGGCUAUAUUUUCUGAAAAUCUUAAAAUCUCGUCUGCAGUGAAGUCUCACUGCAGGGUUGAUUUCAUAAAGGACUAUGGAUUUUCUCUUAGACUAUUUUUUGAAGUGUGAUGGUGUUUCAGCUUCAGUCCUACCCCUCCCACCACCAAAAAGCAGAUUUGUACCUCCUUAUUCCCAGUUCCUUUAAUUCUACUGAGUUCUGUCUUACCCCACCUGCUAACUUAAUUUUGCUGUUCUGUAGUCUGUUGUGAGACCUUAAGAAGUGCUGUAUCAUUUAGGAUGUUUUAGAGAAUCUAAAUUCCCCUGUAGAAGGUGUAAGCCCAGUUGAACAGCACAAUUUGUGGUUCUCAGCUGGUUCAUUGUCAAAUUUGUUGCUAGAUGACAAAAUCCAAACUAUGGCUGAGCUAAAAAGACACUGCAUAAUAACAAAUGCUUUUUAGCCCAGCUUUCUUCCUGAUCAAGUCUGGGUUAUACUGUGCGUUAGUUUCGCCCUGCUCAUGCUGCCAAGCCAUGCUGUGAUCCUGGGAGAUCACACCCACGUUUAAACCAUGCCUGCACCUGUGUUUUUAAGCUGCUGAAAACCUUCUGUUGACAUGGUCCUCGAGCCCAGUCUACUUGCAUUCCCUCAGUUUGAACUGCAGGCUCCCAAAAUUACUUCCUUGCUAUUUCAAGAAACUCUUGGUCCUCGCACCGUAGGAUUGGACAGGGAAGUUGAGAAAAAAUUAAUGGAGCUGGAUUUGUACUGUUCUGAAAGGGAAGGGAUAACUUGUUGCCAAACCAAAUAUUUUCAUUAUUUUUGGAUUACUUAUUAAAAGCAGCCAAAAACAUUGUAUAAGGGAUAAAUUAUGGACUUCAAGCUAAUAUUUUUCCAUUAAGAAUUUAUUUUUUUAUUCUUCUUGUCAUCAAGAUAUAGUGCUUUUUGAAUGUAGCUUGUUUUCAGAUGUAUGGCUCCUAGAAUUGUUUCCUUGCAGUCAGACAUUUACAAACAUGCAUAGGUUUUGAAAACUGUCUCAUAUGUGUUAGCACUUUUUCUGGAAAUGAAAACUGAGCAUGUUAGCUAAUAAUUUCUUGUACCUUUAUAGCUCAAGCAGACUGAAAAGCGGCCUUGUGCUAUGUAUUCCUUGAAUCAUGCAUCUGAAAAAACUUGUAGAAGAAAAUCCGUGAUGAGAAGGCAAUUGUUGCUGUAAGAUUUUCUGUUGACAUUGUCAACAUUUCAUUUCAUAUUGUAUUUCAUAUAAAUAUCUUCAAUUGGCUUCUUUUAAAAGAAACUGUCAGGUUAAAAAAACUUUUUUUUUUUUGCCUUUUGGACCAUAUGUUGGAAUGCUUUUUUUGUUGCUUAUAUUAAUACACUUUUUUCCUCUUCUGUACAAGAAUAACUAUUGAACUCAGAGUUACCUGUCAGUUUUCUUUUGGAGAAGAUGCCACAGGUGAUAACCACUUAAAUGUCAAUAAUUACAGUUGCUUCUCUUCUGUUCUGGGUCACUUCCAUGACACAUAGUUGAUAGGAAAAGGCUACUGUGACUGAUACAUAAACAACUAAAGGGAAUUAAGACUCCCCUUCAGAAUUAUUCUGAGGUUGUGAUUUUGCACGCAGUUUUGAAUAACUACUCUGAAACAACAGUGCUGGGCUUCAAGUGUCUUGCAAAGUGGUGGAUCCAAAUGAGAAAUACCUUCUUGUUGAGUAAUAGUCUGCUUGUCAGUUUCUGUGUAUGGCUCAGUACAAGGCUGUGUCACAAUUUCAGUACCACCUAGUUACCUUGUUUAAAUGCUACUGUUGUACAAAAGUGAAUUUUUUUUUAAGUGAGAUGCUCUGUUUUCUAACUUGUGAAGGAAAUAGUUUUACUUGGGAGUAAGCAUCCAUAAACUGAAUGUAUUUCAUGAUUUCAGAAAGGCUUCUUAAUCACGGGACGUGAGAAAAGUGAAAAAAGUGAUUCGUUCUCCAAAGAUUUGAUAAGCAAGCAUUUAUUAUAAAAAGUAUAAAUUUUUUCUUUAAAUGAAAAUGUUUCUUCAAACACUUUAAUAUUAAACUUCUUACUAAAAUUUGGUAGUUUAAAAUCCUGGAUAAAUAUCUAAAAUAUAAAAGAUAGAAAAUUCUGAGGGAGAUUAUUUUGAAAUACGCCAGUAUAUAUUUUUGAGUGUCAAAAUUGCAGCCCUGAAUUUUCUCUUUUUACUGCAAUUCAUAUUUAGUGAAACUUCUUGGAUAGGUUAUAUUUAAAGCUACAUUCACUUUCCUGAGUAAGUCAAGUAAAUAUUUUGUCAUUACAAUUAUAUAGAUCUGCUUAUGUUAGUGUGCUGUUUAAAAUGAGACCACAUCGAGGUAACCAUGCCGGUAUUUGUGUUGGUAUGACAGUAGUGGAGUGGGGUAGCUGCAUACUGUACCCGCAUCCUGUGCUGAGCAAAAUCACGUGGACUUCCAGAAGUAAGCAAUGGUUUUUAAGAGCAGCUUUAUUUAAUGUUACAGCAGCAACUAAGUGUCAUUUGUACCAUAUAAUUAUGUAAAUGGGGUGCUAAUAAAUACUAUUUUUCAACA